Messenger RNA from Zootermopsis nevadensis, 3705 nucleotides. NCBI's taxonomy places the organism in Eukaryota, Metazoa, Arthropoda, Insecta, Blattodea, Termopsidae. The record is from RefSeq and is a predicted model, not a curated record.
GGCAAUGAUAUAAGAAUAUUCGUAAAACGCAAUAAUUGACUUGCAUAUGCAGAAGAAAACCAAUGUGCAAUUCAGGAAUUUGUUUUUCAUAUUCAUAAAACAAUUUUUACGCUUGCGAUAAUAACGUCAUAGGAACAAACUGUGAUCUUGGCUUAUUGGAUUAUGGACCUUGCAGUGUUCCGCUUUUAAUGGUGGAAGUAUGGGAUGCUGUUUGUGUUCAAAAUUUUCGACGUACAUAUAUCUGUCACGUAUAAUUUUUGGACAAACAUCAUUUAUAGUUGAUGUACCUGAGUAUACGUAUAAGCGUGCGUGGAACGUGUUUUGAAUGCCAUAAAUGACGUAAUGUCUGAUGAUUGGAUUAUAUCAUUGAGAUGUUGACAGAUAUCAUGAACCAUCACAUGUUAGAUGUAAUCACUGACCAGCGAGUCAUAAGAUGGCUGGAAAUAUUGUAUUCAUUGGCAACAAGGACCCCAAGGAUUGUUCUGGAUCGAGUGGAAGAGACAUUACCUACUCUGAGACGCAGUAUGAGUAUCAGAUUAAAUUCUGAAACAGACAGACAAACACAACCAACAUGUACAGUGGUGACAGAAGAUAAGUACCAUUCCACUGAAGGAAUAGAAGAAGAGACUGAGAGUCAUCAACGAAAGGACACAAAUUAUACCGUUGAAAGAGAGGAAGAAAUGGAGGAGACUCAUAGAUUUCAACAAGAAGAUACAAGUCAUACCAUUGAAAGAGCACGAGAGGACACAAAUCAUGCCAUUGAAAGAGCACAAGAGGACACAAAUCAUACUGUUGAAAGAGCACAAGAGGACACAAAUCAUGCCAUUGAAAGAGCACGAGAGGACACAAAUCAUACUGUUGAAAGAGCACAAGAGGACACAAAUCAUGCCAUUGAAAGAGCACCAGAGGACACAAAUCAUGCCAUUGAAAGAGCACGAGAGGACACAAAUCAUGCCAUUGAAAGAGCACGAGAGGACACAAAUCAUGCCAUUGAAAGAGCACGAGAGGACACAAAUCAUGCCAUUGAAAGAGCACGAGAGGACACAAAUCAUACCAUUGAAAGAGAGGAAGAAAUGGAGGAGACUGAUAGUCUUCAGCAAAUGAACACAAAUCUUACCAGGAGUGAAGGAGAAGAAAUGGAGGAGACUGGCAGUCUUCAAGAAAAGAAUACUAAGCGUGGAAAUAGAGUGAAAAUGACACUGAGUUUGAAACAGCAGGAUUCAAAACGUAGAACCAAAGUAGAAAUGACUCACGAUCUGCAACGAGAGGAUGCGAAUCUUAGAAUUAAAGUAAAAGAGACUCACAGACUUCUACAACAGAAUACAAAGUGUAGAAAAAAAGCAAAAAAGACUCGGAAUCUUCGAGGAGAGAAAACAAAGAAUAGAACUAAAACAAAAGAGACUCACUGUCAUCAAGAAGAGAAUACACGCAGCCAUUUUGUUAAAGUGGAAAUGACUGAUUUUCUUCAGGAAGACAGUACUAAUCAGAACAUAAAAAUAGAAGAGACUGAUUUCAUCGAGCAGUAUGGAAUUCAGAGUUAUGGUGGUGAUGAUGAUGAAUCGUCUCGUCAUGCACCAGAGAGUAUGGAAGAAGGUACAGACAUUCAAGACACUUCAUACAAAUGUGUUAUAUGUAAUAAAGCCUAUGUUUGUGUGGGUCAUCUAAACAGGCAUAUUAGUACAAAACAUCCUGGAAGUAAGUUAGUGCAACAACACGUAUGCAAAAUAUGCAACAAGUCUUUCAUCCGUAAGUAUCACCUCAAGAGGCAUACUGCCGAACUGCAUGUAGGAUUGAGACCGUAUGAGUGCAAACUCUGUAACAAAACUUUUACUAACAUCGGUAACCUCAAUUUGCACAGUACUAUACACACUGGCGAACGACCACAUACAUGUACUCUAUGUAAUAAAUCGUUCAGGCAAAAGGCGGGUCUCGUGUUGCAUAAUCGUGUACACGCUGGUGAAAGACCAUAUACUUGUAAAGUUUGUUUCUUAACAUUCUUCGAUUCAAGUACGUUAAAAGUGCACCUUCGGACACACAGUGGAGAAAGGCCAUUUUCAUGCGGCGUAUGUGGGCUGUCAUUCGUUCGGAAAUUCCAUCUUAGUAAGCAUGUUCUGCGUCAUGGUAGAACAAAAUAAAGAAUCCUCGUUCUCAUCUCUUCAGGACAAGUAAGCCUUUGUGGGCAUGUUACAUGUACCGAUGUUAAACCUGACUUAUUUUCUCAUUUUAAUUCUGGAAACUGAUAUGACAUGUUUUGCGGUCAGUCCAUUAUUUUGGCUAGUAUUUGUGAUGUCUUGCCUGAUAUGAAUUGGUGUAAGAUUCACAGAAAUCGUCAGUAAUUGCAUCUUUUAUUUUGUUCUGUUUCAUUCAUCUAGAAUGUGUACAUUUUUGCUUCCUUGUGAAUUAACUUCAUCCUGUUAUACUGUUUUUUUGGCAAAAGUGUAACAGUUUAAAUUUAUUGGGUGUUUUCAGCAGUGCAAUACAGGGAUCAGAUCUAUGAUUACGGCACUUACGUAGUCUGAAACAACACGGACACUAGGUUGAAUUGGGGUGAAGUAUGAAAUGUUAAUGUGUACCAGGAUACUCGGAGAGGUUCUUUGGUUGUACGAGACUUUCCUAUGACAUGGAGCAGAAUAGCUUCAGUGUGAUGGAAACUCUUUUAUGAUAUAAAAUGUGGGUAUAAUCCUGUUUUAUGUCAGUUUAUUUAAGGACAUAAUUAAUGUAAUUGGGUUCAGACCAUAGGUUCUCGACGCGAGUUACACGCAGUCCUCCGAUGUGUUAAGUGUGGCCUGCAUACAUUUUUUUAUAAAAUGCCUAAUGUAUCAGUAUUAUGAAGAAUAUUUCUCUGUUAUCAGAAACCCGUGUUUUGUUAAUGUCAUCAGUAUUUUGAAGUGUCUGUUGCUGUCAGCUUAAUGAAGAAAUCGCUGAUUGGCGCUUUAAGGGGUGCACGUGGAUUGCAAGUAGGGAAACUGAAUCUCAAGCAGAGGGAGGUGUCAGUUAUUGAAUGACUGAUUUUGACAAAGAAAAUUAUUUAGCAGUAUGUUAACCUAUUGGAAAUAGUAGGUUGGUAGCAUUUUUUAUUAACUGCUAUGAAUUUUUAUAAACUGUUUUCAUCUGUAUGAAACUUUGAGGCUCACGAGAUGAUAGGCAAGUUUGAAUCUGGCCUUCAGUUUGGAAAAGUGUGGUAACCUGUCUUAGAUAAUGUGAUGUGACAUGUAACCUGUAACCUGAAAUGGAGGGGGGGGGUAUGAUAGCAGGGAAGUGUGAGAAAGGCCAAGGAAGGGAUGAAAAAAAAGGAGGGAAGGAGAUAAAGGAGGGCGAGGGACUAAGAUGUGAAAGAAGUCAUUAGCCAUUGAGUUUCAAUGGGCUUUUGUAUGAGUAUUCAGAGAUAGGCAUUGGUUUGUGUAUUGCAUACUGUCAGGAAAAAUGUCUUUCUUAAAUUUGUGUGUGCAAAGUUGUAUUCAUGGUUUACUAGUAAUUCUGUAGUUGCUUUUUAGUUAAAUUAUCAUUUGGCUCCUCUGAUCAACUCUUCAGAGGACACUUACUCUUAAUUAUGUGAGCAUUGAUCAUGUAUGUUUUUUGAGGAUGGAGUAUUAAUGCACGUUACUGUGUGUUAUGAUUAUUAAAGUUUUGUAUUCUUUAUAAUUAUAAUGAGAUAUUUUGUAAGUUUAUAAAACUGUAUAAAUCUGGCAUUAAUUUAUAAACAUA